Colletotrichum phormii is the source of this 1968-nucleotide messenger RNA. Its product is annotated as polyamine transporter 1. The record is from RefSeq and is a predicted model, not a curated record. The coding region runs from base 1 to 1497 and encodes 498 amino acids. Gene Ontology annotation, molecular function: transmembrane transporter activity. NCBI's taxonomy places the organism in Eukaryota, Fungi, Ascomycota, Sordariomycetes, Glomerellales, Glomerellaceae. Gene Ontology annotation, cellular component: plasma membrane. The transcript is spliced from 6 exons. Gene Ontology annotation, biological process: transmembrane transport.
AUGGGCACCGCUUUCAGCAGCAUUCCCGACGACAAUGAGUCGACUCGAUCGCCUUACUUUUUCCGCUCGGCUAGUGACCGUUCAACCGUCUCAGAGAAGGAUUCUUCAUACGUGGUCGACUGGGAGAAACCGCGGGAUGUCGAAGAUCCGAUGCAUUGGACGAUGAGGUCAAGAUGGGUGCAGAUUCUGCUUGUGAGUAUUUCGACGCUACAGGCGGCAGUUGUCUCAUCCGCUCCCGCUCCCGCCGUACCGAGCAUUCUUAAGGAGUUUAACGCCCCUGAGGGAGUUCUUACUUCUCUUGUUGUGUCUAUCUUCAACCUCGGCUUCGUCUUUGGUCCAGUUCUGGCUGCACCAAUGUCUGAAUUGUACGGACGAUACCCAGCGUAUACGAUCUCGAAUCUUAUUUUCCUUGCCUGUAACGCAGCUUGUGCUGUCUCGCACAGCCUUGGCGUCUUGCUCUUCUUUCGCUUCCUCAGCGGAUGUGCCGGUGCCGCUCCACUGUCCAUCGGAGGCGGUACGAUCGCCGAUGUUGCACCUCCGGCUUUGCGGGGCCGGGCCGUGGCCGUCUACUCCAUUGCCCCACUGCUAGGUCCCGUACUUGGUCCGGCAGCGGGCGGUUUUUUAGCCGAAUACUUGGGUUGGCGAUGGAUAUUCUGGACGUUGUGUAUCAUGGCAGGGGCCCUUGGUGUGGUCAUGAUACUGCUUCUCAGAGAGACCUCAGCGAAGACACUGCUCGAGAAACGUAGUAGAAAGAUAAGAAAAAUCACUGGAGACUCGCGUUAUGUCUCAGCUUUAGACGACGGCAUCUCGCCAGGGGAGGCUUUCUCCCGAGCUAUCAAGAGGCCUCUACGGCUUUUGAUUCUACAUCCAGUAGUUCUAGCUCUUUCCUUUUAUUUUGCCGUUGUCUAUGGUUACAUGUACCUCUUCUUCACGACCUUUGCAAUGGUCUUCAUGGGCCAGUACGGAUUUUCAGCCAGCUUUUCUGGCCUCACGUUCAUGGGGGUCGGGAUAGGAACCGUAUUUGGAACAACACUUGUCUCAAUCUGGAGUGACCGCAUCGCCGCAACGUUGCUUCUCAAAGAAGGAGUCAGGAGACCUGAAUUUCGUCUACCCCUCAUGGCAUACUCCGUGCCCAUGAUUCCAGUCGGGUUAGUUCUAUAUGGGUGGUCGGCGGAGAAAUCCAUUUUUUGGUUGGUUCCAAUGAUCGGCACAACCAUUGUUGGUGUUGGCAUCAUGUUUGUGUUCACCCCUCUUGCGUCAUACCUCGUUGAUGCAUUCAGCACACAUGCCGCCUCCGCUCUCGCGGCUUCCACUAUUUUCCGAAGUGUGUUUGGAGCGCUCCUACCCCUCGCUGGCCCUUCAAUGUAUUCUGCUCUAGGGCUUGGAUGGGGAAACACAGUUCUUGCUGCAUUUUCUGUUAUUAUGGCACCAAUACCCUGGGUGAUUUUGAAGAGAGGGCCGCAUAUCAGGGAGAGAUAUGCCCAUCGCAUGUACUAGAAAGCGUUUCUGAUAGCGAACCUACUUCAAGGUGCCAGUGGACUUCCCCAGCAACGUUGGGUUUCGGAAUAGUUCAAAAUACAACCACAGAGUCCACACUGAUAUCUACAAAGUCGAAAAGUUAACUCUCGGCUCCGGUGCUAACUCCUGCUUGGUCUCUUGAAAUAGAUAAUGAAGAUGAAUAAGUAGAUGGUUUGGGGUUCGAAACAUUUGUACAGGAAGACCUGAGCUCGAAACUGUAUUCUUUUUCCUCCCCAUUCCAUCGGACCGCUCAACUAGCAUCUACGUCCAGCUCAACAUCGUUUCACGCCAUCCUACAAGUCAAUUCUACUGCUCAAACAACGAUGAACAUUCUUGACCUAAGUCCUGCUUGGCAGAUAUUCUGGGUUCCCUCAAGUGUUCGCCUACCCUGUCCGAUACGAGAUCUUUGAACGAACCAGGGGGUUCUUCCAGCUGUUGCCGUCUGGAAGC